Eimeria mitis is the source of this 2499-nucleotide messenger RNA. RefSeq lists its product as uncharacterized. The record is from RefSeq and is a predicted model, not a curated record. Gene Ontology annotation, cellular component: dynein complex. Gene Ontology annotation, biological process: microtubule-based movement. Lineage: Eukaryota; Apicomplexa; Conoidasida; Eucoccidiorida; Eimeriidae. Gene Ontology annotation, molecular function: minus-end-directed microtubule motor activity; dynein light intermediate chain binding; dynein intermediate chain binding.
AUGGUAUUAGCAACAAAAUUGUAUCCCUCAGAAUUAGCACCCGAGCUGCACAAUCAAUUAAGCGUCAUAAACUUCCGGGUUACGCCCGCAAGCCUUGAAGAGCAGUUGCUAAACCAGAUCAUUCUCCACGAGGCGCCAUAUCUGGAAGAACAGCGUAGCGUGCUGGUUGUGAACAUUGCAAAGGACCUUGAGCUUAAGGCCGCAAUCCAGGAAAAAAUUCUUUCGCUCCUGGCCAACGCCGAAGGUGACAUACUUGCGGAUGACACCUUCUUGGAUAUUCUGAAUGACUCACGCUUAACAUAUGAGGCGAUUGAAAGACGCAUGGAAGAAGCUUCUGCCACAUCUGACAGGCUUGAGGAGACCAGGAAACUGUACAAGCCCCUGUCCCAUCGAGGCUCACUGCUGUAUCUUGCCUUGCGAAAUAUGUCCAACCUCCAUCCAUUCUACCUGUGGUCCCUUGAGGCCUUCAAAGCGCGGCUUCAGCUGACCUUGUCGAGCUGCCAAGACACUGGCGACACCCGCGGAGAAACACUCAGGGAUUCGCUUACUUGGGAGGUGUAUUGCAACACUUGCAGGGGACUACUAGAGCCGCAUAGGCUCGUCCUCGCAUUUAUGAUCGCAACAGCCCUCGACGCUGAAGCCGAAAAUGUUCCGCCGAAAAUGCUUGAGUUCCUUUUGAGAGGGGCAACAGAUGAAAACGCAGAUCCUGUAAAUGUCUCUCAGCAUGCAGUAUUAGUUUGGAGCAAUAUUGUUUAUUUAGAUGCGAGUGUUGGCGGUUGCUUUCGUGGGUUCGCCCAAGCAGUGGCAGAUGAGCGUGGUGAAUGGAGAAACGUAAUCGAGAGCGGGGAACAACUUCCACCGAAGCUGCCCCAAAUUGGAGGAGUAGAUCUAGGGGGUUUUGCUUCUCUAGUUGCUGUCAAGGCCAUAAGGGGAAGCGAGCUCCAUUCUGGCUGUCGAGCCUACGUCGAAAGCGUAUUGGGAACGCGGUUUACUUGCCCACCCCAGCUGGAGUUAUCGAAGGCCCUGGAUGAAUCAACACCAUUAACACCGUUAAUAUUCAUCCUAUCUCCUGGAAGUGACCCAAUUGGGUCAAUAAAGCUUCUAUCGGCUCGCGUAUCGCUGCCUGAAGACCAGCUGCACUUUCUUUCGCUCGGCCAGGGCCAGAUUAAGGCAGCCGAAAAAGUAUUGCAGGAAGCCAGCGACCUAGAAAACCGAGGGGCUGAGGACAUAGCAGAGUGUCCCAACUACAAGCGUUGGCUUUUCUCACUCGCACUUUUCCACUCCAUUAUUUCGGAACGAAGAAAAUUUGGAGCUCUCGGAUGGAACAAGGCCUACGAAUGGACAGUUUUCGACUUCCGAGUUUCCCAGCAAAGUCUGUUCGAGGCUGCAUCUGGCGACGAAGAAAAUCUGUCGUGGGAUAGAAUUCUCUUUUUGACAGCUGAUAUCCAUUACGGAGGCCGUGUCACGGAUCAAAUGGACCAAAGGCUGCUCACCUCACUAUUGAAGCGGUGCUUUGCUGCAACCGAGCUUGACUCCCCGGCAGCAGACCCAGUGUUGAAAGGAUAUGUCCUUCCUUCAGACUACAGUUACGAAGAUAUAACAGAAUUCGCCAUGUGUUUGCCGGUUGAUGCGGCCCCCGAGAUUCUGGGCCUCGACUCUGGAGCUGCGGUGGUGUACAAGGAGAUGCAGAGCAGCCGGCUCCUGGACUACCUUGUCAGCGCUCACAGGGAAAUGCAGACGCACGCGAGAGGCAAUAAAGAAGAAAGCCUUAUGGGUAUGAUUUCAGAUCUACUAAGCAAAGUGCCUGAGGACAUUCCCCACGAAACGGCUAGCAGGGAGGUGUUCCAGCUACACGAAAACUCACAAACAGGACUAUGUGAGCUAACUCCGCUGAGUAACUUCCUUAAAGGAGAGCUUUGCAGUUACAAUGCGCUCCUCGCGUUCAUCCGAAUGUCUCUCACCCAACUUAUCGAGGCACUCCGGGGCUGGUCUGUAAUGACUGAGGAUUUGGAUAACCUCAGUAAGGACUUAUACUUCCAGAAGGUCCCCGCAGCGUGGAUUUCUGUAUCCUACCCCUCAAAGCUCAGCCUUGGAGCAUGGCUCCAUGAUCUUGGGACGCGCAUCAGUAGCGCGAGGCACUGGGCACAAAACGGCCCACCUGAAGUCUUCAACAUAGCAACAUUUUACCAUCCUCAGAGCUUUUUCAAGGCAGCAUUGCGGGUCGUCGCCCGUGCUUUGAAGGAGCCCCCGUCCAGCCUCUCAUUGUCUGCGGAGUUUGCUGAUCUCGAAAACGAGACUGAGAACGAAACUGGCCCACAAUAUCCUGCAGAUGUGGGAAUUUCCAUCACAGGCGUUUUCCUCCAGGGGGCUGCUUGGUCCGCCGAGGAUAGAUUGCUUCGUGACGCGAACCCACGUGAAAUGUGCCAGCAAAUGCCGCCAAUUCGCUUGGUCCCCCAAUUAUCCCAUGUGAAAGAAGAAAAGAGAUACAAGUUAGCAUAG